ACAGAUAACCUCUAUCAUUUGUAUAUGCGAAGAAGUAGCACCGUGAAUAGACCGCAAAUUUGAUGUAUAAAUAAAACAUCUACAAAUAACAUCUUCAUUUGAUUGAUGCAACAAGUCAAACUUAAAAUCAUCAGACGAUCGACCGAAUAAUGAAUAACUAAUCACAAUUUUAAUUUUUCAACCAAACGCAAGGCAUUUCAUAGAACUUUGGAUAAAAAAUAAUUUGAUCGGAAAAAUUCUUUCAAAAUGAAUCCUAAAAGUGUCAUCGUCUUCGUGUACGUAUUGUUAUUUUGCAUCUUGUUUGUUGAAAGUAAAGCUGAUAUAGGACAAUUUUACUUUGCGCCAAUCAACCCCAAUGUAGAGUUAAGAACUUUUCAUUUUAGCGGUGCGCUUGCUUAUCUUUCACAAGUAGCACAUUAUUCACCAGGUAUUUGUUAUACAAUUUAUGACUAUAUGACGAAUUACAAAUCAAUACGUUUAGAUGAAAGCUCUGUAUCUGGAAUAGAUUUUUUUUCGAAUGAAGCUUGCGCUGACACACCAAGUAUAACAUAUGAUCGUGUAGAUAUAAAUUAUAAAUACGAAGGUUCAACAUACAAGUCCUUUAAGGCAUGUGGAUCAGUAGAACCCGAAUAUUUUCCAGUUUUGACAUUAAACUUUUCGAAAACUAACAAUAUGAAACAAAGUUUUUUCUUGAAAAAAGGAGAAGGCGAAGGAAUCAAAUUGGAAUACGAACACGGUACUUGUAAUGAUUUAUUUAAGAAUAGUACACAUUUCACUCAAAUAACUCUCGAUGAUAAAACGAAGACACGAUGUGUGGAAUUUUAUCGUAACGUCUUUUGCAUUGGAAAUGAAGAUGCAAUAUACACUAAUAAUUCUAAAAUAUUUACUACUGUUGAUUUAACGUUAUACAGGAGUUUUAAGUCUUGUAAGUUUAUCGAAGAAUCGCAUCCUGAGACUCCAAUUGAAUUUAUGAACAUUUUUGAUUCAUUAUCGGAUCGUGUCAUAUCACAACAUUUACAAGGACGUAGUUUACGCCAUAACUCGGAAUUUGAAUUUUGGGCUUUAUUUAUUUUUUAUACUAGAGGUAUAAACGGAGUUUGUAAUGGAUUAAUACCGCUCUAUAACACGGCUCCUACUGGCUUCAUUUCAUGGGAAUUUUUAUUGCCGACUUUUUAUCGAGGUAUAAGAAUAGGUGAAGGUUACGAAAUAGCUUUAAACAUAGUAAUAAAUACCAUAAGUGAUUUCGAACUUAGUCCUAGCAGUUCUUCAUUUUACAUACGUCUGUAUGAACUUGCUUUAGAUGUUGUGCAGCAUCGUACUACUCAAAUGAAUCCAUAUUCACCAUUUCAUCAACAUGUAUGUACAAAUAGUAAUAGAGAUUGCGGGUCAUAUUUGCGACACGAACUUAUCCUUUCAUUGUGGACUGUAAUAUCCGAUAUAAUGUACAGACUUCGUUACCGUUUAAAUCGGAGAGAUGAUCUAGUUACAAGUGAUUAUGUUGUUAAAGAAUUUGAAAAAAUCAAAACUUUAAAUCUUUGUAAUAAAAAUUUACAUUAUGAUUCAAAAACUUCAUUGAAUUAAAAAAAUUUAAUUAAAAACAUAUUAGUCAAUUAAUUUUUUUAUAAAUUAUUGUAGAACCAUUUGUAAACAAAAAAAAAAAAAAUAAAAUAUUGUACAAUUAUCCAAUUUUAACCAACGAUUUACAAUGAUAAUAUUGUAACGAAAAAUGUUUCCUAAUAAAUGUUUUUUAUAAUUUAUAA
Messenger RNA from Aphis gossypii (cotton aphid), 1760 nucleotides. RefSeq lists its product as uncharacterized. The record is from RefSeq and is a predicted model, not a curated record. Bases 247 to 1581 code for a protein of 444 amino acids. Lineage: Eukaryota; Metazoa; Arthropoda; Insecta; Hemiptera; Aphididae. The transcript has 2 exons.